AUGGCACGUAGAAAUGUAUGGACCAUGGAGGAAACGCGUGAGCUACUUUCCAUCAUCAAGGAGCUGGAUUUGAUGAAGCUUUUCGGCGAAGAGCGCAACAGCAAGCUGUACCAAACUGCGGAGAAUCAUAUGAAGCAGCGAGGAUUCUUCUAUAAGGACGCUUUCCAGAUUGAGCACAAAUGGAAAAAUCUCAAGCGGACGUAUCACAAAACGAAGCGAGAAAACUACCUGACGGAGUCGUGUGAAUUUUACGAAGAACUUGACGAACUUAUGGCCUUGAAACCAGCGAGUUCCAAAACAAAAGGUAAGCAAGUCAGCGAUCGACCGAAACGACCGAGAGCCGUGUUGGAAAACUUUGACCUUCUGCUAACCAAGCUCGCCAAGGUGGAACGUGAAAACAAUGACGAAUUCUUCAAAAAACAAAAAGAUCUCGUAGACUACGAGUUUGAUCUGUACACGCAUGACGAGCGGCAGUACACGACCAAAGUAUCCCAGAUGCUUAAUCGAAACAUGAACGAUUUCUGUGCCAAAGCGAAUCAGAUUCUGCUCCAGGAAGGAAUCGUGGAGAAGAUUGUCGACGAGGAGGAGGAAGCAAAUCUUGGAGAGUCGAAGUCUAUAGAAGAAUUGACCACCACCGAGCAGCUGGUGGUGUUGGAUGAACAACCGGUCGUGAAGAAGGAGAUUGUGAAAGAAUUUUACCAAACGUGGCGAGAAGAAGAACCGUUUUAA
This is a messenger RNA of Anopheles marshallii, 729 nucleotides long. RefSeq lists its product as uncharacterized. The record is from RefSeq and is a predicted model, not a curated record. The coding region runs from base 1 to 729 and encodes 242 amino acids. NCBI's taxonomy places the organism in Eukaryota, Metazoa, Arthropoda, Insecta, Diptera, Culicidae. The transcript is spliced from 2 exons.